This is a messenger RNA of Metarhizium brunneum ARSEF 3297, 717 nucleotides long. RefSeq names its product NADPH-dependent 1-acyldihydroxyacetone phosphate reductase. Gene Ontology annotation, biological process: phosphatidic acid biosynthetic process; triglyceride catabolic process. The record is from RefSeq and is a predicted model, not a curated record. Lineage: Eukaryota; Fungi; Ascomycota; Sordariomycetes; Hypocreales; Clavicipitaceae. Gene Ontology annotation, molecular function: triacylglycerol lipase activity; acylglycerone-phosphate reductase (NADP+) activity. Gene Ontology annotation, cellular component: endoplasmic reticulum; lipid droplet.
AUGUCGACCCGCCAAUCUGCCUUGGUAACAGGCGCCAGCAGGGGAGGCCUUGGUGACGCCCUUGCACAAGAACUACAUGCAAGAGGGUUUAGAGUCUUCGCCACAGCCCGGACACUGCCCAAAGUCCAGCACCUGAAGGAUCUUGGGAUGGACGUUGUCAAGAUGGACGUUGCAGACUCGACGUCGAUUAGAAAUGCUGCUGCACAAGUCGCAUCUCUCGCUGGAAACAGGCUUGACAUCCUCAUCAAUAAUGCCGGAACUGGGUACCAAUCUACGCUGUUAGAUGCUGACAUUGAAACUGCGAGGCAGUUGUUCAAUGUCAAUGUAUUCGGUGUGCUGGACGUCACCCAGGCGUUUGGCCCGCUGUUGAUUGCAUCCAAGGGCAUCAUUGUGAAUGCUGGCUCCGUCUUGGGCAGGGUUCCAAUGCCAUUCUGUGGUGUUUACAACGCUAGCAAAGCGGCUCUGGAUUCCUUGUCAAAACAGAUGCGAAUCGAGCUCGCUCCUUUUGACAUUCGCGUUAUACACGUCAAUGCUGGCGGCAUCCAGUCGGAUUUUCUAUCCCAUGCUGCUGGUCCGAAGGGCCUUCCUGACAAGUCACCUUACUAUGCCGGACACGGCGUUCUAAAUCCGUGGAUCAGUGGGGAAAUAACUCGUAGCAAGUAUCAGCCCAGUAGGCACUCAGCCAGGCAGCGACUGGCCGCUUCAUUUCAAUGCUGA